ACAUGCAGCGGAACGUGGCCUACUUCGGAACGGUUCUGGCGGUGGCGUUGGCCUUCGGGGCCGUCGCGAUCGAAGCGGCGGAAGUAGCGCGCUACGAUAACUACCGGCUCUAUCUGGUGACACCCCAGAGCGAGGAACAGUUCGAAGCGAUCGCGUCCAUGGCUAGGGCGAGCGACAGUCUGAUAUUCCUCGAGACGGCGCGGAAGGUGGGCGACCGAUUCGACAUCAUUGUGGCACCGCACAAGCUGGCCGACUUCACCGAGGCACUCGAAGCCGACUACAUCCCGCACACGGUGCUCGAUGAGAACGUGCAGCGAUCGUUUGACGUCGAGCGGAGCCGGCUGAUGAACAAGCGCGCCAAGGGAGUGUUCGACUGGACGGACUACCACACGCUGGAGGAGAUUCAUGCCUGGCUGGACAAGCUGGCCAAGGAGCACCGGGAGGUGCAGCUGUUGGACGCGGGUCGCUCCCAUCAGAACCGCACGCUCAAGGGUGUAAAGGUGUCGUACGGCGAGGGACGGCCGGGAGUGUUCCUCGAGGGUGGAAUACACGCGCGGGAAUGGAUCUCGCCCGCCACGGUCACGUACAUCCUGAACGAGCUGCUCACCAGCCAGAACCCGCAGGUGCGCGCCGUGGCCGAAAAGUUCGACUGGUACGUGUUCCCGAACGUGAACCCCGACGGGUACGAGUACACGUUCAAGGUGAACCGACUGUGGCGCAAGACGCGCAAGCAGUACGGAGCGUUCUGCUUCGGUGCUGACCCCAACCGGAACUGGGACUUCCACUGGGCCGAGCAGGGCACCAGCAGCAAUGCCUGCGCGGAUACGUACGCUGGACCGAAGGCGUUCUCGGAGGUCGAGAUGAAGUCGCUGUCCUCGUUCGUCAACUCGCUCAAGGGCAAGCUUGGCGCGUACAUUGCGUUCCACUCGUACUCGCAGCUGCUUCUCUUCCCCUACGGUCACACCGGAGAACACUCGCCGAACCAUCAGGAUUUGAACGAGAUCGCUGAGGCGACGGUGAAGUCGCUGGCAAAACGGUACGGCACCGAGUACGAGUACGGCAAUGUCUACGACGCGAUCUAUCCGGCUAGCGGUUCCAGCGUGGACUGGAGCUACGGUGUACAGGAUGUGAAAAUCGCCUACACCUACGAGCUGCGACCGGACUCCGGUGCCUGGAACGGGUUCGUGCUGCCACCGGAUCAGAUUGUGCCGACGGGUGAGGAAACGCUCGACUCCCUCGUCACACUGCUGGAGGAAUCCUCGGCCAGGGGUUACUACAACCAGAAGGACUGAGCAUCCCACGGAUACUCCAGUAUCUUUACCGACCCCAAGGGAAGUAGUUUGUACGCGAAAAUCCAAUGUUCGAUUAAUAGAACCAGUGAUAAUAAACAGUAGAACAGUUUUUAUCUACGUGCAGUUGUUUUAUUCUUUCUAAAAAUGGUGCACAAAGUACGCAGAAAUGUCUCAUUUAAAAACGGUGCCGAUAUAAAAAACUGGUUCCAAGUGCUCACUACCGGUUAUUGUUCGUUUAGGAUGAAAUUUCCUUUUCCACCUUG
Molecule: messenger RNA, 1555 nt
Organism: Anopheles coustani
Lineage: Eukaryota; Metazoa; Arthropoda; Insecta; Diptera; Culicidae
Product: zinc carboxypeptidase A 1-like
Exons: 1
Coding region: 3-1292 (429 amino acids)
Biological process (GO): proteolysis
Molecular function (GO): zinc ion binding; metallocarboxypeptidase activity
Source: RefSeq, a predicted model, not a curated record